This is a messenger RNA of Eimeria maxima, 1343 nucleotides long. RefSeq lists its product as hypothetical. The annotation marks the transcript as partial. Lineage: Eukaryota; Apicomplexa; Conoidasida; Eucoccidiorida; Eimeriidae. The transcript has a single exon. The record is from RefSeq and is a predicted model, not a curated record.
AAGAGGCCAGGCAAAAGCUGGAGAAAGAAGUGGCUGAAUUGCGGGAGCAGUUGGCGGCAAGGGAUGAGCUAAAAAAGGCCUAUCAGACAUUGCAGAAAGAGAACGAGAACUUGCAAUCAAAGCUAAACGCAGUGGGAGCCUUAGGGAAACAAGCCGGGCCUUCGUCCGCAGGUGACAGAUCUUCAGAGGAACAUGAAAUGCCUGUGUCAGAUUCACAUGCUGACUAUGCAGCUGUGGCUAAAGAACGAGACAGGCUGGCCGAAAGGGUGAAGGCGCUGGAGCACGAGCUGGCCAUCCUUCGGGACUCAAAGAAAGCGGCCCUCGCGAACACGGCACCGCCCGAUAUGAAGUUGCAGGGCUCUAAGGCAAUACCUGUGCGCAAAGAAAGGGGUAGUUCUUCAGCUGGGCCGCUGGGGAAACCACAGGCCCAGUUGGCGAAAGGCCUUGAAGAAGAGGCCUCAGCACAUGUUGGCGAAGAAACAACGGCGCAGGAGCGUGCCAAAAUUAAUGCUCUUGAGCGGGAGGUCGUUACCCUCAGACAACAAGUUGCGGAUGGGCAGAAGAUCAAAGAGGAUUAUGCAGCUCUUGUAGAAGAGGUCAAGCAGCUCCAAAGUGAAAAUGAUGCCUUCAAAAUGCAGGCGAAGGGACCUAAAGCUUCGCCAGUAAAGGAUGUAGGGGAAAACAUCUGUGAAGAGACAGCACUGACUGCUGCAAAGGUGGCGGAAUUAGUAAAAGAACGAGAUAGUUUGCAGGGCAGAGUACGGGACCUUGAAGAAGAACUUGCAGCUUUUCGCUUCACUCCAGUGAGUCCUGUAAAGGCCACUCUGGCACCCAAGAGCCUUUCAUCCUCAACGUCCAGCGCACCCCCAUUACAGCCUCUACUAAGCAAGAAGCCGCCAGCGCCGAGUUCGAAGUUAGGAAAAUCUGCGGCGGUUUCCUUCACAGCUGUCCACUCAGAGAGUUCUCCUGGAGGUGCGGGAACAUGCGAAGCCUCUUCGGGAGCCGCAGAGCCUCCUGUCGUCCAACCAGGACGUAAGCCGUCUGUGUUGAAACCGGGAGAGGUCGCUGCCAAGGCAUAUUCCCCGGAUAUCGCAUCUGAGCCUAAGGCUGAUGCUGCAUCGCCAGCGAAGGCCGUGCUUCCACUGAGCCAGAAAGUGCCUGGUUCACUCUUCUCAAAAGCAGUCACAACCCCCGCUGCAGCCACCCCUGCAGAGGGCGCAACAGCAGCAAAGGGAGCUAAAGCUAAACUUACGGUUGCUGCGGCAAAGCCACUAGUUCCCGUUAGUUCACUACCAUCCUCAUCUUCCUUGCCCCUGUCCCUUCAGCUCGCUUAUCAACCAUAA